Tigriopus californicus is the source of this 891-nucleotide messenger RNA. Its product is annotated as hematopoietic prostaglandin D synthase-like. Lineage: Eukaryota; Metazoa; Arthropoda; Copepoda; Harpacticoida; Harpacticidae. Bases 118 to 780 code for a protein of 220 amino acids. The record is from RefSeq and is a predicted model, not a curated record. Gene Ontology annotation, biological process: glutathione metabolic process. Gene Ontology annotation, molecular function: glutathione transferase activity. The transcript is spliced from 4 exons.
UAGUAUUCUCUUUGGUCCUAGUGCAUCCACACAGGAUUUACUAAAUUGACUCGACAGCUUGUGGGCCCUAGAUAGCUAGAUUGACCAAGAAAGAGGUUUUUUUAUCAGUAAGGCAUCAUGGCUGACAUGAAAAUAAAGCUCAUCUACUUUGACGGACGGGGUCGUGGCGAGAUCAUUCGUCAAAUUCUAGCUUUUGGUGGGAUUGCCUUUGAGGACAUCAGAAUCCCCAUGGAAGAAUGGGAUGAUUACAAGAGCAAGACUCCUUGGGGCCAGUUGCCGAUUCUGGAAUUUGAGGGUGUCACCAUCGCUCAGACCAUGACCAUUUGCCGCUUUGUGGCCAAGAAAGCCGGAUUGGCCGGAAUCAAUGCCUUGGAGCAAGCACAGAUGGACAUGGUGGCGGAUAAAUGCAACGAAUAUACAACUAAGCUCUUCGAUAUUCACGACCUUCCAACAGACGAGUUAAAGGCCAAGGCAUCAAAAAAGAUGUUGGAUGACUACGUUCCGAUGUUUUUGAAGAAUUUAGAUUCCUUGUUGGAGAAAUCUAGCAAUAAAUUCAUAGGCGGACCUGUGCCCGGGUAUGCUGAUAUUAUUUUGGCUGAAUGCAUAAAUGGAUUAAGCGAUCCAAAGGAUCCGUAUAUUCAUUCCUUGAUGGGUGAUUCGCGGUUAAAACUCGUGGACAAGUAUCCGAGGAUUAAGGAUCUCACGGAGAGUGUGAGAAGCGCUCCAGCAUUGAAGUUAUAUUUGGAUGCAAGACGCGAUUCCGAAAAAGAAGAAUUCUAAAUCGUUCAGCUGUAGCUCAUAGAGCGGAAAUAUGGCUCAGAAUUUAUUUUAAGAACUUAUGAAAAGAUUAACGGUCAAUAAAUACUUUGAUGUAUAUGUGUCAAACUGGAA